Rhagoletis zephyria (snowberry fruit fly) is the source of this 889-nucleotide messenger RNA. RefSeq lists its product as uncharacterized. NCBI's taxonomy places the organism in Eukaryota, Metazoa, Arthropoda, Insecta, Diptera, Tephritidae. The record is from RefSeq and is a predicted model, not a curated record.
CGAACAGUUGGCGAUGCGAGUGCGAAAUAGAAAACGUUGUAGUUGUUCAAUUACAUUAAAAUAAAUUUCAGCUUGACGUUUUAAACGAAGCUAGAAAAAAGGGAAAUGGAUCCUGAUUUUACUAGAAGACUUAUCAAACUUGUGAAAAAGUCCGAGUGUUUGUAUGAUUGUAGCUCACCAGAAUAUCGAAACCAGUCAUGGAAGGCAGCAAUUUGGCAGAAAAUUGCAGAGCAGUUAAAUACGAAAGUCGUAUGCAUUUGCGUUCGCACUUUCAGAGGCGGUGUGCAAGAGAACGCUGGAAAUCGCUACGCGACACAUACACGCGAAUAGCACGAUGCUCAAAGCUGACUACAGGUACAAAAUUUUUAAAAACGAAAUAUAAAUAUGCUGAUGAGCUAUCAUUUUUGCGUGGGAUCAAGGAGGGCAGAAAGUACUACAGCAGCGAUGACGAUACUUUCCAAAACGAUGAGACAAACAAUGACGAUGAAGAUGUCUGGGGACCUUUACCAUCACCAAAAAGGAUGAAGACUCCCAAUCGAGCUUUUGCGCGCCAUCAAAUGAAGCCACUACCGCUAUUGAAAUUGAGGAAAAUGUUAAACCGGCUUUCACAGAAGUUAUACAAAAAUGUAGCGAUAGCGUCGCUGAAGCGCGCGGCUUUGAUCCACUAGGAGCGAAAAAUUCGACUGUAAUGGUAUUUGAAAGUUUGGCGCAUAAAAUUUUGACAGCUGGUUUGUCAGAAAAUGAUGUGGAUGCCAUUGAACUUAAGGUGGCAUCGAUUGUUUAUGAAGAAAUCGCAAAUCGCCGCCAAAAGAGGCAAAGUAAAACCAAAUAAUGACAACAACAACAAUAGUGAUAAUAAGUUAAAUACAUAUGUACAUACAUAUGUAUA